AUGGACGGCCCCAGGGAUCGCCCAAGUGGCAUUCCGCGCCUGUCUCGACUCCCCGUACCACGAUCGAGCGUCCCGAAGACUGCCCUCUUGGCCUCAACCUCGACCUCGACAACUAUACCGGUUCGCCCCAAAGCUUCUAGAGACAGUCUUGGUGGAGGGGAGCUUAAUCCGCCAAAAUUGAGACCUGCUGCAUCGCGAGACCAACUUCGCAGCAGCGUAGGCGGUGUCGGCAACAGAGACAGCCCAUUGCGAUCGGUAUCCUCGCAAGAUCAGCUUCGCUCGAGCACACGCCAACCUAUAAAUACCAAGUCGCAGCUCAACCAGACCCAGAGAAAACCAAGGAUUCCAAGCUCUCAACAGCGAGCUAAUUCAACUACACCACAGCCUUUAGCCAUAGAUGCUUCUUUCAAUGCCGCCAACGAAGAUAAGUGGGAUCAUUCACCCACGCAGAGCCUGCAUGCUUUUAGCCCGAGCACCUCAUCCGGCAAUGCGGCUGAGCUUGGUGGUGAAGCCAUUUUUCAGGGCGAUUCACUUGACAGCGAUGAAACAGCUUUCCACACUUUCCACACUCCCAGCACUCGGAAGUUCAUGCCGCGCCCUUCCUUGACAGAGCGCACAAUGGAAACCCUGGCACAGAUUCCGCCAUCACCAGCUUUGAGCAAAACGUCGUCAUCAUUUUUCGACCAAGCGCGACCAAGAUCACGAGCAGAUGGGGGAAAUUCUAGGCCGGGUUCCAGCUACAACUCUGAUGGGUUUGGAAGAGCAUCAUCCCGACAAGGAAGCCGGCCGGGUUCUAGUGCUGGGCAAGAUGAUUCUUCUGCGGCAUUCCGCGCCUCUGGCAACCCGUUUAAAAGCAGCCUAUCGACCAUCAGUGGCACUACACGAAGGACUUCCGCUACUGGUGUCGCAAAAACCCCGCAGACCAGAGCGGCUUCGAAACGUGCUUCGCUUGUGCCCACUACCAAGUUGGAAAAUACGGGUAUUUCGUAUGUACAAGACGCUUUGAGGAGCACUAGCCCUGAGAAGAAGAUGUUUGAAAAAAGCUCCAUCAGGUCCGGCUCCAAGUCGGUCGCUCCAAGAUCAACAAAGCCUCGAGCAUCGACUACCGGUCUAUUCAAAAAGCCUUCCCUCCCUUCAAUACCCAAGGCUGCAGGCGCUCCAUCAGAGUCCUGGGACGUUGCAAUCCCUCCCUCAUCAUCUGCUUUAGUCCCCACGGACUUUACACCCCUGACAAACCGAAAGUCUUCGGCAGCACUGCGAGAACAAAUUGCCAAGGCCAAAGCAGCCAAGCGCGCGGCUGUAAGACAGGCAUCUGAAAACCACGGAUCAAAUGGUGUACCUACCACGUCAUCAACUGCUACAAAUGGCUUUGUCCUGGAACAUGAUGACCCUUUUAAUCUAAGGAAGGGAGAUGUACCGAGCGCCAAAGUAUUGCAGCAACGAGUGGCUUCUGCACGCACUACAGGCCGGUUGAAUAUUGCCGCUUUGGGAUUGAAGGAGAUACCAGAAGAAGUCAUGAGAAUGUACGAUCUGGAGAGCAUUGGCAGUAACGAUGGCACCUGGGCGGAGAGCGUAGAUCUUACGAGGCUCGUUGCAGCGGAUAACGAUAUCGAGUGCUUAGACGACAACAUCUUUCCAGGCACGAGCCCAGAGACGUUUGGCGAGCAAGAGGAAGGACAGGGCUGCAUAUUCGGUGGAUUAGAGACGCUAGAUAUGCACGGAAACCUGCUUGCAAAAGUUCCUGUUGGCUUCCGGCGUCUCGCCAACCUGACGUCGCUCAAUCUUUCUUCCAAUAAGCUUGAAAACAGUAGUCUAGAUAUAAUAUCUCAAAUCGGCUCUCUUCGAGACCUGAAACUGUCCAAAAACCAGCUGUCUGGUCCAUUAAAGUCGGCGUUGAUGAACCUGAGUUCCCUGGAGAUGCUCGAUGUUCACGGAAACAGCAUCUCUGCUUUGCCUCCCGAUAUCGAGAACAUGCAGCGCCUCCGCAUCCUGAAUAUGAAUGAGAAUAAACUAGAAAGCCUGCCUUUCGACAGUUUGUCUAAACUUCCUUUGACAGAACUAUUCGUGAGAAAGAACAAGCUUUCGGGUGUGCUCAUUCAGCAGCCGGUCGAAUCUCUCCCCUGCUUGCAAACUCUGGACGCCUCAGCAAACCAGUUAACUCACCUGAUACCUGUGGAUACCGUCAUCAGCCUCCCGGUAAUCCAUGCCAUUUCACUAUCUGUCAACAGGCUGCAAUGCCUCCCGAACAUGUCGACUUGGACAAACCUCCUGACAUUAGCUGUUGAUGAGAACCACAUUGCCAACAUCCCAGACAGUUUUACUGGCUUGCAAAAGCUACGUCACGCAGAUUUUGCUAGCAAUGACGUACGAAUAGUGCCGCCAGAGAUCGCCAGAAUGCAAAGCCUCUCCAUGAUUCGGUUAACGGGCAAUCCGUUGAGAGAUCGCAAAUUAAUUUCGGCUGCGACAGACGAGCUGAAAGAGAUCUUGGCUGGUCGCUUGGAGCCGCCGCCUCCCUAUCAAGAGCCUGGACACCUUACCACAAUCACGGGUUUGAUGAGUAGUCUUUCGGAAAUCGAUGACAGACUCAAAACAGUUGGCGAUAUGGACACAUUUCCUCCCACUAACGAUGGGGAUACAGUCGUGAAAGACGUCUGGUUCGUGAAGCCAGGAGGCUUGUUGGACUUGUCGAGAUCCGACAUGUCCUCUUUGAACCCCAAUAUCUGCUCCACGGUCGCUUCGAAGAAUCAAGUGCGCCAAAUCCAACUACAUCAUAACCCUAUUGCCUCUAUCCCAAUUGCUCUUGGCGCAUUUGGCUCAACUUUAUCCUUUCUGUCUUUGGCACAUGCGCAGAUAACUGGCGACUCGUACCUCACAGAAACGCUUGACCUACCCGCUCUACGGGAACUGAGCCUCUUGUCAAAUCAAAUCACAAGCUUGAACCCCGUGACAAGGUUCCUGAGGGCACCGAGCUUGGAGAAGAUCGACGCCACUCUCAAUCGCGUGGCUUCGCUCCCAACGAGUUUGAAACAGGCCUUUCCGCAGCUUUCUGUGCUAUUAGUGGCAAGCAAUCAAUUAUCAGAGCUUGAUCCCGAGUGGAUUCGGGGGCUUAAGAUCGUCGAUGCCUCUAGCAAUAAUAUUGGCCAGCUCAAUCCCAGGCUCGGUCUCCUUGGUGGUGUCGACGGACUACAACGAUUGGAGGUUGCCGGCAAUCGAUUUAGAGUGCCGAGGUGGAGUAUUCUUGAAAGGGGAACCGAGGCCACGCUGAGAUGGUUACGAGGAAGACUUCCGACUGAAGAAAUGGCCGCUUGGAGGGCAGCCAACGGUGAAGAUAGCGGAGAGGAUGUAGACUAA
Metarhizium acridum CQMa 102 is the source of this 3351-nucleotide messenger RNA. Lineage: Eukaryota; Fungi; Ascomycota; Sordariomycetes; Hypocreales; Clavicipitaceae. The record is from RefSeq and is a predicted model, not a curated record.